Messenger RNA from Amphiprion ocellaris (clown anemonefish), 9444 nucleotides. Its product is annotated as ral guanine nucleotide dissociation stimulator-like. Gene Ontology annotation, cellular component: plasma membrane. Gene Ontology annotation, molecular function: guanyl-nucleotide exchange factor activity. NCBI's taxonomy places the organism in Eukaryota, Metazoa, Chordata, Actinopteri, Pomacentridae. The transcript has 19 exons. Gene Ontology annotation, biological process: positive regulation of GTPase activity; Ras protein signal transduction. Bases 622 to 3069 code for a protein of 815 amino acids. The record is from RefSeq and is a predicted model, not a curated record.
CGGCAGCGGCGGCGUCUUGUCCGGUGGAAGCGGAGAUUCUCCUCCAGCAGCAGCAGCAUCCAUUUACACAUCAGCACCUCCUCAUCUCUCCGUCCGGGACUCUCCGCUGGGAUGCCGCCGUCGACCGAGGAUCUGUCGCGGACGGCGGACGCUGGAGGAAACGAGCCCCGCUGGUUUUCCCGAGCGUGACCGUUAAGGACGCGGCGGCGGAGGUGGCGAUGGAUGAAGGCACGAGGAGACAAAUAAAAUUUUGAUGGUCGCCGGCUAACGCUAGCAGGCUAACGUUAGCUAGCCGCUCCGCUCCUCCCCGGUAGAAUUGUUGUUUUCUCGCCUCCCUUGUCGGUUCACCGGCCACCGGGAUUCUCUCCUCCGCGAACAAACGGCGUUUUUUAUUAUUUUUUUUUACGGGUGUCACGACAUGCCGGAGCCGCUGAGGACAUUUCCGUCAAGGAUAACGGCUCCGUAGCGCUCCGUUAGCCUCCCGCUAGUUAGCAUCCUUAUUUUUUUUUUUUCGUUUUUUUUUUUGUGUCGCUCAUCCGUGAAGAUGCUGGCGGAGGAGGAGAGCGUCUGACGGGGAAACCUCAUGGAAACUCGCCCCGUGAAGGUCAUGAUACCGAGAGAAUGAUCAUGCUGGAAAAACAGAGCUCGACGCAGGAGAUCGGCGAGGAGGCCGAGGAGGACGCCAUCUUCACCAUCACGCUGAGGAAGGUGCAGCUCCACCAGUCGGCCAGUAAGGGGCAGCGAUGGCUGGGCGUGGACACGGACUCGGCCCUGAGCCUCUACGAGACCUGCAAGGUGCGAACCAUCAAGGCGGGAACUCUGGAGAGGCUGGUGGAGUACAUGGUGUCGGCCUUCAGGGGCAAAGACUCCACCUACGUCACCAUCUUCCUCUGCACCUACCGCUCCUUCGCCUCCACCAAGCAGGUGCUGGAUCUCCUGCUCAACAGGUAUGCCAAGCUCCAAAACGUGCCUGCAGCCACAGCUCACAGAGUCUCCCAGGACGACUGCACCGAGCUGAGAAACACUGUUUCGUCCAUCCUGGGCGCCUGGCUGGACCAGUACUCUGAGGACUUCUGGAGUCCUCCCAACUACGACUGUCUGCAGCAGCUGAUGUCCUACCUUCACCUGCACUUCCCCGGCUCGGACCUGGAGCGCCGAGCCCGGAACCUGCUGGCCCACUUCCACCGCCGACAGCAGUGUGAGCCUGAUCCUGAUGGGGAACACAUCGGCUGUCCUUUCGCUACGCAGGAAGAGAGCGGCUUCGAGGACGAGCUCCCUGCCUUCAGCUUCCUGUCAUUCGACCCCAUCAUGGUGGCCGAGCAGUUCACGCUGAUGGACGCGGAUCUGUUCAAGAAGGUGGUUCCCUACCACUGCCUCGGGGGCAUCUGGUCCCAGCGGGAUAAGAAGGGGAAGGAACAUCUGGCCCCCACCAUCAGAGCCACCGUGGCCCAGUUCAACUCCGUCACCAACUGUGUCAUCACCACCUGCCUGAGCAACCCCACGCUGAAGCCCAACCAGAGGGCUCGGCUGCUGGAGAGGUGGAUCGACGUGGCCCGGGAGUGUCGGAUCCUGAAGAACUUCUCGUCGCUGCGAGCCAUCCUCUCUGCCCUGCAGUGCAACGCCAUCCACCGCCUGAAGAGGACCUGGGAGGAGGUGUCGCGGGAGAGUUUCAGGAUGUUCCGCGAGCUUUCAGAGAUCUUCUCUGACGAUAACAACUACUCCCUGAGCCGAGAGCUGCUGGUGAAGGAGGGAACCUCCAAGUUUGCAACUUUGGAAAUCAACCCCAAACGAGCUCAGAGGAGACACCAGCAGCAGAGAGACCUGGGAGUGAUGCAGGGGACGAUUCCCUACCUGGGAACCUUCCUGACGGACCUGGUGAUGAUGGACACUGCCAUGAAGGACUACACUGAGGGCGGUCUGAUCAACUUCGAGAAGAGGAGAAAGGAGUUCGAGGUGAUCGCUCAGAUCAAACUGCUCCAGUUGGCCUCCAACAACUACAGCUUCACUCAGGACAGCCACUUCAGAGAAUGGUUCGCAGGCGUGGAGAAGCUCAGCGAGGCAGAGAGCUACAAUCUGUCCUGUGAGAUCGAGCCUUUGUCAGAGUCGGCCAGCAACACGCUCAGAGCCAAGAAGAACGGAGGAAUCAUGAAGCGCUGGAGCGACCGGCAGCUGACGGAGGCCGGAUCCAGCGGCGGCGCCGGAUCUCAUUCCAAGUCCUUCGACCACUCGCACUACAGGCCGUACCAAGGCGGCGGCGGCGGCGGGGGGGACAGCGGCGACGCCCUCAGCGUCACCUCCGUCAGCUCCAGUGGUUCAGACCUGGAGGACGUCAACGCCAGCUUCCUGUCCGAUUCACCAGAGGGACACGAGAGAAAGACGUCGACUCCUUCAGUGAAGCUCACCGUCUCUGCGUUGGGGAGGGAAGCUCCAGCAGCAGAUACGACGUCUACGAUUCCAAACAAUCUUCCCUACACAGUUAUGAAAAGAAAUCUCUACUGCCAGCAUUUUAUGUUCUGGGAGUGCACGUCCCUCUCCUCCCUGGACACCUCUGGGAUGGGAUCCAGCUCCGGCUCGGCCUCCGGCUCCAGCACCGCCUCCUCGUCCUCCGUCUCCUCGUCCACGCCGCUGUCGGCCUCGCGGUCGCACAAGCGCUCGGUGUCGGCGGUGUCCAACUACUCGACGCUGUCGCUGCCGCUGUACAACCAGCAGGUGGACGACUGCUGCAUCAUCCGGGUCAGUCUGGACGUGGAGAACGGGAACAUGUACAAGAGCAUCCUGGUGACGAGUCAGGAUAAAACUCCGGCCGUCAUCAGGAAGGCGAUGAUCAAACACAACCUGGAGCGAGAGAAAACCGAAGACUACGAACUGAUGCAGAAAAUCUCAGAGGACAAAGAGCUCCGGAUCCCGGACAACGCCAACGUCUUCUACGCCAUGAACUCCACUGCCAACUACGACUUUGUGCUGAAGAAGCGGGGCUCGGCCCGGCCGCCACGGCCCAAGAACGUGGCCAGUUCCACGCUGCCUCGCAUGAAGCAGAAGGGCCUGAAGAUCGCUAAAGGGAUUUUCUGAGGAACAGAACUCCUCCUCUUCCUCCCCAUCCUGAACACGGCUCGAGGAGGAGCUCUGUUAGCACUUAGCCGUCGGGACCUCAGAGGUUUUAUUGUGGGGGAAGAGCGGCUGUGAAGCUCCGAAACCACAGAUUUGUUCCCCGUCACGUUCCGUUUACGAGGAUUUUAUGUUUUUUGCACCUUUCGAUGGCUCUUGACUGCAUCCCUGCAUCGGACUUGACGCCGCCGGGUGUUGGAAUGUGUUUCUACGUUUUCAGGGAGCUUCUAGUCGCCGCCUUUAGCGCCCCCUACGAUGUCUGGGACUCUUGGACAUGGAGGGAUUUAACCUGAAACAGAGACGUGGCUCAGCCAUGAAUCACAGCCACUGUUUUGUUUUUUAUUCUCCAACCACUACACGGUGAAGGACAUGGCAGAACGAUGGCACUACGAAGCGACAAACCAAGGACUGUAAAUAUCCAGUAACACCGUCUGUGCAGUAGAUUCUUUUGGGAACGGACCGUGAAAUUUUGUUAAUAGACUCGUCACGUUUUUUUGUUUUGUUUUUUUUUCCAUUUUUGCUUUGUACAUUUUUUCAUUUUCACUCUGAUAUGGUGCUGCUAAUUAUCUUUCUGAAGAGUCCCACCAGUUUAACCCGCCGACCGCCACGUUGGAGGACGACGGAAAUGAUCCUGCACAGCGGCAGCUUUGGAAACUAAUAUCUGCCUUUAAAAAGAUCAAAAAUAAACAAUAAGAAUGCUGAAAAUACCUGUUGCUGGAGAGAAAACAACUGAUUAAUGUGAUACUGGAUUAAAAUAAAAUCCAAAUUAACAUUAAACAUCAACAGGAGAAAAGUUUCUCGGAUUUAACAGCAGAAAAUAAAAAUCUAGACACCAUUUACUGAGUCAAAACUAUUAUAUUAUAUACUAUGUGACUAUUAGGUAAUUAUUUUGUGCCAAUUAUUUUUACUUUACACUUAAUUUUCAUGCACUGAAAAAUGCCUGUUAAAGUCUUAACGUUGCUUCUUUUGUCGCACCAAAACUGCCAAAUUAUUUUUAAUUUUAGGUCAGAGAAAGCAAAAUAAAUGUACUUAACUAUUAAUUAGAUGUGAAAAUGUUUGUAGAUUAUUUGUCUGAUAUAAACUGUUUGAUUAAUCGACUAAUUUUUACCACCACGUUUAAUAUAAUUGCAAAAAAAGGUGUAAAUACUCUGUUAAAUAAAUAAUUUUAUUUAAAAAAAAAAAAACAAAAACUCCAAAAUAUUCUUGAAAAUUUGAAUUUUAUUUAAUAUUUUUCCAAAAUGUUCUAUGUAGUUAAAACUGAGCUUAAUAAUUGGACUGAUUUAGUUUAAAAUAAUUUAUUUUUGUGGUGGAAAUUUGCUUUAAUGUAUCUUAUCAAGCUCUCUAAAGGUGACUUUGACCUAAAAUAUCUGAAAUAAUUUUAUAAAAAGUCAAAUAAUUUCUUUGGACAAAAGCCUCCAAAAUCUUUAAAAUAUUUUAGUAUUUAAAUUGUGUUAAAUAUUUUAUCCAAAACGACCCUAAUAACGGCACUGAAUUCUUAUCAUUUUUAUUAUUAUUUUAUGGUGGAAAAUUGUUUCCAUAAAAGCAAAACGAUUUUUACCCAAAUUGUUUAAAAUAAUUGCAAAAAAGUGAAUAUUAUUCAGUAUUAAUUAAACCAUUUUAAAUUGGAAGAAGUCUCUGAAAUAUUUGUAAUGUUUUAAUUAUAUUAAAUAUUAUGUCCAAAAUAUUAUAUAUAGUUACAUUUGACCUUAAUAACUGCACUUUAUUAUUAUCAUUAUUAUUGUUAUUAUUAUUAUUAUUAUUAUUAUUAUUAUUAUUAUUGUUAUUUUAUGGUGGAAUUUUAUUUCUAUAAACUGAAAUUAUUUUUAUCCAAAUUAUUUAAAAUAAUUGCAAAAAAGUCAAAAUAUUCAGCGUUAAUUAAACCAUUUUAAAUUGGAAAAGCCUCCAAAAUAUUUGAAAUAUUUUAAUUAGAUUAAAUAUUAUGUCUAAAAUAUAAUAAUAUAUAUUUUUUAUAAUAAAUUUGACCUUAAUAACCACACUUAAAUUUUUAAAUUAUUAUCAUGAUUAUUAUUUUAUGGUGGAUUUUUUAUUUUUUGCCCAAAAUGUUUAAAAUAAUUGCAAAAAAAAUCUAAAUAUUCAGUGUUAAACCAUUUGAGAUUCGCUCCAAAAUAUUUUAAUUCGAUUAAAUAUUAUGUCCAGUAUAGUUAAAUUUGAUCUUAAUAUCUUCACUGCACAGAUAUUUCUUUAAAUAUUCUCUUUAUCUAGUGGAAAUUUACAUCUAUGCACCUUUUUAAGAUUUCUAAAAAUGGAUCCUACCCCAAUUAUUUAAAAUAAUUGCAGAGAAGUCAAAAUAUUCAGUGUUAAUUAGAUGUUUUUAUUUGAAAAAAGCCUCAUUAAAGCAGCAUUCUGACCAUUUUAGACUCUAGUAGUUGACUCAUUAGCAGCAGUGAAGGCUGGCCUACUGCUCUCAUCCAGCAGUUUAUUUAUAUCGUUUGUGUUCCAGCUCUGGGAUACGUUCUUUAAACAAUAAAUUAGUGGGUAUUGUGUCAGAUUUGUCCUGCCGCUGCUCGCCUGGUUUCCUGUUUCCUCCGACACGGCGGCUCGUCCUUCAUCUCCAUCUGUAGCUUCUGUCCACACGUUUUCUUCUUCUCUGGUUUGUGUGUCGGCAGCAGAGUUGCUCCUCCAGCAGGCGACGAUUUCCAGUUUUAAAACCGUUAAAAAGCUGAAAGCUCCAGAAAUCUGUUGUUCUGGAUGAACGACGGUGAAGCUGCCAAACCGCACGCUAAAGAAACAAACUCUUCUCUUCCUGCUCUGUUUGUUUACAGGAAAAAUCCAACCUGGACGCCUUUUAGACGGCUGUUUACCGUCACGUUUGUUUUAUUCCUAAUAACUAACCGUAGACGUUAAAGGUUUGUUUUCUGGACUUAAACUGACCGGCAGCGAAGCCUCAGAGGUGCAUAUUUUUCCAAUUUUUUGCAAUUUCUGCAACAUUUUAGCCCAAAAAGCAGCUUCUGGUUCGUUUAUUUGACCCGCUGCCAACUAUUCUGAUCAUAAAUUCAUUGGUUUGAGUUAUUUUUUAUGAAAAAAAUCAAGAUUCACUGAUUCAAGAUUCUUAAAUUUGAAUUUUUAUGCCUUUUUUAUCCUCCUUUAAGACAGUAAACUGAUUAUCUUUGUGUUGUGGUUUGCUGCUUGGCAUUCUGGGAAACGUAGUGAAUCACUAAUUAAGGGAAAACGGCUUCACGCUAGAAACACUGAACAUCUGAGGUUGGGUUUUUCCUCGUGUUCAUAUCGCCGCAUCAGAACGCUGAGUUCCUGCUGUCACUGCGACCAUGUGUUGCCUUCUUUUGCUGUUUUUUUUUUAUUUCAUCUGCAUGAAGUUACCAUGACGAUCAAAUGAAUGAAUGAAUGAAUGAAGCCCCAAACUUUAAAAAAGAAAGAAACUAAACCCACCUGUGAGAGCGAUACGGUGAAGAGCAGCAGCAGGAAGCUCGUCGUCGUGUCGUCAAAGCGUCCCGGCUGUUGAACACUGUGAGCUGUCAGUCGUCCAACACUGUGAACUUCAUCCCCUCCGUCUCCAUGGCGACCAUCCAUGUCGGCGACCAGCGAAGGCUCCACCCUUCAUGUGCCAAAAAUAACGCAAAAGGUUGAGUCCUCCGCCUUCCACGGUGGGAAAAAAUACCAAGUUUGUAUGUUUACUGUUGUUUUUCUGGUGGAAACAUGUCGGUGAGAAGCUGCUGCAGGAACUUCAUCUCCAACCAAACACCACGUCUGAGGAGAAUUUUAAGACCAUUUUCCCAACAUUUCAGAGCCGAGGAAAUGUAGUCGACAGUGAAUGUUGCUCGAUACAUCUCCUCCCUUUAAUGCUCAACAUUUACCCCAAACUAUUUUUUAAUAAUUGCACCGAUUUUGCUUCAAAUUAUUUCUUUUUCUGGUGGAAAUUUGCUUUAAUGGACCUUAUCAAGCUCUCUAAAGGUGAAUUUCACCCUAAAUGUCUUUAAAAAAUACAAAAACAUCAAAAUAUUCAAUGAGUUAAACAUUUUCUCUGUUUAAAACGCUCCAAAAUAUUCAGAAUAUUUAAAAAAUGUAACUAUAUGUAAUAUUUUAUCCAAGGUAUUACUUAUAGUUAAAUUUAACUUUAAUAAUUGCACAGCUUUUUUUUGUUGUUGUUUUUUGGGUGGAAAUUUGUUCCUAUACACCAAAAUUGUUUUUACCCAAAAUGUUUAAACAAUUGCAAAAAAAAAUAAAAUAAAAUCUAAAUAUUCAGUGUUAAUUAAACCAUUUUAGAUCACAAGAAGCCUUCAAAAUAUUUAAAUUAUAUUAAAUAUUAUGUCUAAAAUAUAUAAUUAAAUUUGACCGUAAUAACUGCUCUUAUUUUAUUAUUUUUUGUGGUGGAAAUUUGUUUCCAUGCACCAAAGUAAUUUGUACCCAAAAUAUUUAAUAUAGUUGCAAAAACAGUCAAAAUAUUGAGUGUUAAUCAAACCAUUUUAAACCAUAAUUACACCAGUGUUCCUCUGUUAAAAAUAUCCACAGUUGUUUUCAGAUUUCCUACUCAUGCAACAGGACCUUAAAUGCAUCACAGUCUGUAAACUAUAGUUUCUGUAUCUUGAUUUCAGCAAAUCUGCUGUCAGACUAUUACUUGAUUAACUUCAACCCUCUGAACUCCAGGCAGACUUUUUCUCUCUGCUCUGCUCAUCAGCUGUACAAAGAUGUUUCACUUACUCAAAACUUAAAAAACUGUCAAGAAAUCCUCCUUUGCAACUAAUUUCAAGUAAUUUUGAAGUGAUUCUGGGCAAUUUGAGUAACUGUGGACAAGUUUUUUUGUCACUUUGGUCCAUAUUUAGUCCAGUUUUGAGUCUCUGUUCAUCAUCAAUAGAAAGAUGUUUCACCAUGCUGAAUGUAUCUCCAACAACCUGCUCCUCUGUUCACUGUUUCUGAGCCAUGCUGCAUUUAUUUGAUUCAUCCAGUAGCUUUGGUUUUGAUGCAGAUCUCUUGAAAAAUCACAGAAUUUUUAGCACGCAACUGUUAAUCACAGCUGAGUCAGUUUUGGCUUUUCAGUUGCAUCAAGGAGCGUAAAAUUUUUGCAUUUUUCACAGAAUCUGUUUAAAAUAAACAGUUUAUUUUUGACCAAUUUUUAAAUGAGACACGUGGAAUAACGUGAUUUUGGAUCUAAUAUCACACUUCUAUAGAACGGAAAGUUACAGUUAAGUCGAAGGAGAGUUGAAAAUCACACAGUUUGUUCUGUUUCUUACAGUUUUUGGAUCUGACAAAUGGUGGAAUGAUGUCUUUUCAGACCUUAACGUUAUCCUACACUGAUUUAAGUAGCAUGCUAGUUAGCAGGAUAUGCUAACAUGAGCAAAUGUGGCUCAUUUUAUUUAAAUUUAACCCAAAAAACAUCUUUAAAUAGCAGCUGCAGCAUCGUAAGUUACCUUAAAUCCAACAAAACGCAGGACGUAGCUGCUAGCGUUAGCCUGCACUGAUUUAUGUAGCAUGCUAGUUAGCAGGACAUGCUAAUGUGAGCAAACGUGGCUCAUUUUAUUUAAAUAUAACCCAAAAAUCCCGCUGUUUUUUGGGGGUUCAGAGGGUUUGGACCUGAUUAAAAACCAUCUAAACGGGUUAAAAUCUCUAAACACUGACUUGAAAUGUUGCAGCGAAUUAAUCAAAAGGGAGCACAUUUAUGUUUUUACCUGAAAAAGGUGCAUUUUGUAAAAGAUAAAGGCCUUCUGAUGACAUAAAUCUUAAUAGAAAAGAGCGUUUGUGGGAGCAAAUGUUUAACUUGAGAGAUUUAUCGGGCUUUCACGUUUCCCACCGUACCCUGAACGCACCGUCAGCUCCUCCUCUGGACUGUUUGGAACUGAAGUGUUUCUAAAAUUAAAAACCGGUUCUAGUUUCUGCAGCAGCUUCGCCUCUAAAGCUCUGAACUAAACUCUGAGUGGAUCUUGAGGUGAAUCUGUGACCUGCGAGCGUUGAUGUGUGUCGUCGUAGCCCGUGUUGACAAAAAAAAAAAACUUUUUGUGAUUUGACCUGAUUCUGUGCGAGUUUGAACAAAAAAAAAGAAUAAAGGCUGCGUUUACAAGAAGAAGAAGAAAAAAAUACAGUGGAAACCAGCUGGCGUGGUGUGUUUUUAUUCUUUCUGUGCUUCGGUGCCAUUUCCCCCGUUUUAAAGGAUUCAGAACUUUUUCUAACUGCAGUCUUUGUUUUUUUCUUUCUUCCCUCCGAACAUGAAACCUGUGUAGAAAACCGACCAUCCUCCAUCAUGUCUUUGUUUAUUUAUUGAUUUGUAUAUAGAGAUUUUGUUUUGCAUUGUACAUUCUCUCCUUUCUUGGUUAUAGAUUAAUAUAUUCAUGUAUAUACGAAUAAACAUGAAAUUUAUAAAAGUGAAAA